UUUGUUUUUAAAAGUCGAAGAAAAAUGUCGCAACUCGCAAAAAAUGGAUUAAAUGUUGGAAGAACGAUUUUUACGAGGAGUCAAAGAGCUCAAUUCAGCUCCAAUGGACUGAAAGUUUUGCAUUUUCCUGAAGAAAAGGAGUUUGCGGUGACCAUUGAUGCUCAAAAAGCGUUUUUAAGUUAUAGCAGACAAGGAGAUUUGAUGGAGUUGGAACACACAGAGGUGCCGGAAGUGUUUCGGGGAAAGGGAGUUGGAAAGUUGUUGGCUCAGGAAGCAUUUGAAUUUGUGGCGAAAAAUGAUCUGAAGAUGAAAAUUCAUUGCGAUUAUGCGGAAAAAGUUUUUAAUGAUAAUAAAGCCAAAUACGGGAAAUAUCUUCAGAAAUGAGGAAUUUUUAAUGAAAAGUUGUUAUUUUAGAUAAAAUAGAUGGUUUUUUGAUGAAAUUUUAUAUUAAGCGAUAGUUCUUAGAUAUUUCU
Messenger RNA from Culicoides brevitarsis, 473 nucleotides. Its product is annotated as protein NATD1-like. The coding region runs from base 25 to 384 and encodes 119 amino acids. Lineage: Eukaryota; Metazoa; Arthropoda; Insecta; Diptera; Ceratopogonidae. The record is from RefSeq and is a predicted model, not a curated record. The transcript has 2 exons.